CUUGAUUUGCUCUUUGCCUCUCUUGAUUGUGUCUUAAACAAAGUGAUAGCUAUUUGUCUGCCUUGUCCCAGAUAAGAUUGUUUGAUAUCUAUUAUAACUGUCCUUAAAGGCCUGGAUGUUCACAUCUCUGCUUCUAGAACAACUGUCAAUAUGUUAUUGUUUAGGAAAAAAACACUGUGUGUGAACAUUCAGCUAAAGCCGGGUGACCUUUCACAGGUUUGUGACACUAGCCGCAGAUAAAUCUUCCCCAGAGUGGGAUGUGUUUAAAUAGUAACUAAGACCUUGUGUCUGUAGUAAAUUGCCAGGAACAGAAGAAGCAGACAUAUGUUUGGUGAUGCAUUGCAAAGUGUAGGAGAGUUGUAUUGUCUCCAGCAUUGUGAUUUUAAUUAUUUUGUUACAUUUUUGUCUUGUCUACUUUUUGUCAAGUAUUUGAAAGUCUUCAGGUGGAGGCCCCUGCUGCAUUGAUUGCUGCUCUCACAGCAGCACCGUGGUUGGGUGCUAGGGGGCGCCAUGGAGUCGCUGCGCUGGGUGCAGCAUCGAUGUCGGCGCCUGCUGUUCCCCGAGUCAGGACUGAGCUGGUACUCGCCUGCAGAUUCACCCCCCCAAAAAAACAGGACCACCAGUGGGGAUUCACCCGCUUACAAGCCUGCUGGUAAAAGACGCAUGGUCAUUGCCCGCCAUGGCCCUUACCAGGAUGAAUACUGCAGCAUCUCCAAGGGUUACCAAGGCAACCGCAUCCGCACCACCAAGUACACCAUCCUCAGCUUCAUCCCAAUGAACUUAUUUGAGCAGUUUCACAGGAUUGCCAAUCUGUACUUCCUGUUCCUGGUACUGCUGAACUGGGUGCCAGUGGUGGAGGCUUUCCAGAAGGAGAUCACCAUGAUCCCCCUUGUGGUCGUGCUCGGCAUCAUUGCCUUCAAGGACGCCCUGGAAGACUUCCGCCGCUAUCGCUUCGACAAAGUGAUCAACAACAACAUCACCAAAGUUUACUGCGGGAAGCAGAGGCGAUACGUGGACAAGUGCUGGAAAGACGUGUGCGUGGGUGACUUCGUGCAGCUGGCCUGCAACGAGAUCAUCCCGGCCGACAUGGUGCUGCUGCAGUCCUCCGAUCCGGACGGCGUUUGCCACAUCGAGACGGCCAACCUGGACGGAGAGACUAACCUGAAGCAGAGGCAGGUGGUGCGGGGCCUGGCCAAGCAGGGUUCUGAUGUGAUUCCUGAAAAUUUUGACAGUCGGAUUGAGUGUGAAAGUCCCCACAAUGACCUGAACCGCUUCCGAGGAGUUUUGGAAAACCCCAAUAAAUUGCGAGUGGGUUUGUGCAACGAUAACCUCCUGCUGAGAAGUUGCACUGUCCGCAACACCGAGACCAUCAUCGGCAUUGUUGUCUAUGCUGGCCAUGAGACCAAGGCGAUGAAGAACAACAGUGGACCACGGUAUAAACGCAGCAAGCUGGAGAGGAGGCUAAACACGGACGUCCUCUGGAGCGUGGUGCUGCUGCUUGUGAUGUGCCUGACUGCAGCGAUAGGUCAUGGUUUAUGGUUGAGCAGCCUGAAAAAUCCAGCAUUUAUUAUUCCUGAUGGCAUUUCCCCUGUCUUAGCUGGAUUCUACUUGUUCUGGACCAUGAUCAUAGUCUUGCAGGUGCUGAUUCCCAUCUCCCUAUACGUUUCCAUCGAGAUCGUCAAGCUGGGUCAGAUAUACUUCAUCCAGAAUGACGUAGACUUCCACAGUGGGCGGCUGGCCUCCGGUGUCCAGUGCCGGGCGCUGAACAUCACCGAGGAUCUGGGCCAGAUCCAGUAUGUCUUCUCUGACAAGACUGGCACGCUGACAGAGAACAAGAUGGUGUUCUGCCGCUGCAGCAUUGCGGGCGUGGACUAUCCCCACGAGGACAACGCACGGAGGCUGGAGCUAUAUCGUGAUCAGGACUGCGACGACGACGACGAUGCCGGCCGUCCUACGACGAAGGUGAAGUCGCGGUCCAGCCUCAGGUCGCUCAGCUGCCGCUCUCUGAACUGCAACCACAGUUCAGUGUCCCUGCACACCCUCACUGGCUGUGAAAUGGAGCCCGACCUGCAGACGGAGCCUCUGGAUGGAGGUGCCCCUCGCCAGACGGCCUUCAGCAGCCACAUGGAGAAGGACGUCAUCCCAGAUCCCCAGCUCCUCCACAAGUUGGCUCAGCUCCCGUCGCCAUCACUCCCUCUGCUGUACAGCACAGGAGACUCAUCCCAGGAAAUCCCUUACAUCGUGGACUUCUUUCUGGCGAUGGCCCUGUGUAACACCGUGGUAGUGUCAUCGCCUGGUCUGCUGCUGCCAAAUCUGACACUGGAGGUCCCUCGCAACCCCAUCCGGUCCCUGGAGGACCUCAAGCUGCUGUUUCCUCGUUUUGGGGUCCCCCGCUUCGCAGCGCUCUCUUCCCCAGGGGGGAAUGGUUUGCAGGAGGCGGAGAGCCCCUCUAACUUUACUCAGAGACUGCUCUUCCGGAUGAAGGGCUCUGCCUCAUCCUUCGCUCUGCCAAAGGUGGAUGUAGGAGAAGGGGAGGACUCUCCAGUCAGAGCCCCCAGUCCAGCUCAGGUGGAACUGGGUGCUCUGGUUUCGGAGGCGGCUGAGGCAGAGCCCUGGCUGGAGGUGGAGUCUGGUGGGGACGGCGGGCCGGACCAAGACGAAGCAGAGGAGCUGAUGUACGAGGCGGAGAGUCCGGACGAGGCAGCGCUGGUUCAUGCCGCUCGGGCUUACAGGUGUACCCUGCGGGCCCGGACCUCAGAGAAGCUGGUAGUGGAUCUGCCAGGCCUGGGCCACCUCACAGUGCCCCUGCUGCACGUGCUGCCCUUCGACUCCCUCCGCAAGAGGAUGUCUGUGGUGGUGCGACACCCUCUCACCAGCCAAGUGGUGGUCUACACCAAAGGGGCCGACUCAGCCAUCAUGGACCUUAUCACCACACCCAAAGACGACAGGCAGGCUGCGGACAGACUGCGCCACAUCCGAGAGCGAACACAGCUCCAUCUGGACGACUACGCCCGGCAAGGACUUCGAACCCUGUGCAUAGCCACAAAGGUCCUGGAAGAGGAGGAUUAUGCAAUGUGGCUGAAGAGACACAGCUACGCGGAGACCAGCAUAGAGAACCGAGAGGAGCUGCUGCAAGCAUCUACAAGUGAACUGGAGACCGACCUGACCCUGCUUGGUGCUACAGGAAUCGUGGACCAGCUGCAGGAGCAAGUCCCAGAGACCAUCGAGGCGCUGCAGGCAGCUGGGAUACGGGUCUGGGUCCUGACCGGCGACAAGCAGGAGACUGCAAUCAGCAUCGCAUGUUCUUGCAAGCUGCUGCGAGCAACAGACAAGCUGCUGACUGCCAACUGUGCCAACAAGGAGGCUUGUGAAGUAUUGCUGGCAGACCUGUUGAAGACCGUUGAGGACGGAAGGGGCGCCAUAAGCGGUUUCACGCUCGUUAUCGACGGCUGGACGCUGGAGCUGGUGCUGCGGGGGGGCCUGGAAGAUUCCUUCCUGAAGCUGGCUGGGUGCUGCAGGGCUGUCAUCUGCUGCCGCUCUACCCCCCUCCAGAAGAGCCAGGUGGUCCAGCUGGUGCGGGAUAAGUUGGGGGUCGUGACCUUGGCCGUGGGUGAUGGUGCCAAUGAUGUAAGCAUGAUCCAAAUGGCAGAUGUGGGAAUUGGAAUUUCAGGCCAGGAAGGCAUGCAGGCUGUGAUGUCCAGUGACUUUGCCAUCUCCAGGUUUAAGCACCUCCGUAAGCUGCUUCUUGUUCACGGACACUGGUGCUACACCAGGCUUGCUAACAUGAUCCUCUACUUCUUCUACAAGAAUGUGGCCUACGUGAAUCUCCUUUUCUGGUACCAGUUCUUCUGUGGUUUCUCAGGCAGCACCAUGACCAAUUACUGGGUUCUCAUCUUAUUCAACCUGCUGUUCACCUCUGCCCCACCACUGCUGUAUGGCAUCCUGGAUAAGGAUGUGUCUGCUGAUACUCUUCUGCAGCUGCCUGUCCUCUACCAGGCAGGACAGGACUCUCUGACUUACCUGCCUUCCACGUUCUGGUACACCAUCCUGGAUGCACUUUACCAAAGUCUUGCCUGUUUCUUCGUCCCUUACUUUGCAUAUGCUGACUCUGACAUCAGCGUAUUUUCCUUGGGCACGCCCAUUAACACUUCGGCCCUGUUGAUCAUCCUCCUGCAUCAGGUGAUCGAGAGCCGGACACUGACAUGGAUGCACGGUGCAGUACUGCUGGGCAGCGCCUUCCUCUACUUUGUGUUCAUACUCGUGUUCAGCAGCACGUGUGUCACCUGCAACUCCCCCUCCAACCCCCUGGGCAUUGGAGUGAGACACGUGUCAGAUCCGCUCUUCUACUGCGUGUGUCUCCUCACUACUGUGCUGGCACUGCUGCCCAGGAUCCUGUACCGCAGCAUAAGCAAUAGCAUCUGCCCGCCUGACCUGGUGAAAGCAGCCCAGAUGGACAGGCUGAACCCUGACGAGCGGAAGAGAAGCAUUCAGCUCUGGAGAGCCAGUCAGCUGGCAGCUCUGGAGAGCCAAUCAGGUGGAGGCGGGCCCCUUCUUAUCAACGCGGAGGAUGAGGCCUACAGACAGGGUGUCGGCGCCACAGGCUCUGCUGUCUCCUGAUCUCAGCAAAGACCCAGUUCCUGACCCACACACUACCUAUGCUGAUCUGAGAGCCACAGCAAAUGCCGGUAUUCUGAUGGCCUUUUGUUAAGUGCUAAAGACUGACAUAACCUUCAGCGCCUUAACCCCAGGUACUUAAGGGACUGGCUGCCCCUGAUUUCUCAGUUGUAUGACGUUUUGGAUAAAAGCUCCUGGUCAAUAAAUAUAAAUGUAUUAUGCUACAUGAGAUGUUUGUUUCCUGUAGGCUGAAACUGGGAAGACCACACAACCUUCAUUUAUGGCUUUUGAGAGUCGAUAUAAUUACUUGUCUUGAUUGACUAUAUGACUGUAUCGUGCAGCAUUUCUGAAUACACUGAGUGGUUUCUGUGCAUUCCUAAACACCAGCUUUUGACAGAACUCUUUCAAUUACAUUGUCUAGUGCGGGUUCACUAUAAUUGUCAGGAUAGCUAACAGAUAUUUGUGUAGUGAUGUGUGCCUGAAAUGAUAUAAAGUGUUAAAAUUUUGUCCCCUACACUGGUUGUGAGAAAGCACACAUUUGGUCACUUCAGACAAGACACAAUGCAUUAUUUAGAGUUGUUGGUGACAGAUUUCAGAGAAAAAUAAUCUUAGGCUGAAUCGAAUCUAUUGCUGCAUUUAUGUUCUGCUGUUGUAACUGGCUCAGCUAGUUUUCAUAAGUCGGACAGUUCAUUAGUAAGUACAGGACUUUACCUAUUUUUGGGAAGUCGCUCAUUGUGUGCUUGUUGCAUUCUGCAGUGAUAUGUCAUCAGAUUUACUGAUGCCAUUGUUACUUGAUGACCUAGUUUGUCCUGUUUCGCACAAAUUCUAUUAAUGACAUCGUCAUGAUACCUGGUGAUUUGUUUACAAGCCAUGUGACAGUUGUCUAGUAUAUUAGCAGCCUCAAUACAUGCACUUCUGAUAUCAGAAUGAGUUCCUCUUCGUGUGCCCUCUUCAUGCAUGGGAGACGGAUGUGGCCUUAUGGUCAGUUCUUGGGAGUUUUACACAAAAAUGUUCCAAGGGCAGGAGGAACAAUGAUUGCUUCAGAGAGAGAACCAAAUUGAUUGUAGAGGAGGUGAGCCCAAGCAAGUAGAGUAGGUAAGACCAACCAAUCAGAUGUUUUGGUCCUGCCUCCUCGAGUUUUUGGACCCACCUCCUCUACAAUUUGAUUGGUUAUCUCUCAACCAAUCAUUGUUCCGAAUGCCCUCAGAACAUUUUUGUGUAAGUAAAACACCCAUGAGCUUACAUUCAUGCAAUGCUUUCAUAAACAUUUUUGUAUUGUGCAGAUAAAACAUGGAGGCAGAUUGAUCUCACUGUAAUCAAUAAGUAUUUUCUUAUUGUUUUUGUAGCUCGGUUUUUAAACAAGAAUUUGAUACAAUGAUGAAUGCACAUGUAAGGUAUGCAUUGCACGUCUAUACCGCUCUGUAAACAUUGCUGCAGUAAAUCUUUUGUACCAAUCAUUGUAGAUUGUGCAGGUUUACUCUCACUACACCGUACCUUUUAGGGGUAUCAGUGUGUAUUCCUAUAAACCCAGUCUACACUAUAAAAUUUUGCAAAUAAAUCGUUAAUAUAA
This is a messenger RNA of Brienomyrus brachyistius, 6184 nucleotides long. Its product is annotated as phospholipid-transporting ATPase VD-like. Gene Ontology annotation, cellular component: plasma membrane. Gene Ontology annotation, biological process: phospholipid translocation. The coding region runs from base 511 to 4617 and encodes 1368 amino acids. NCBI's taxonomy places the organism in Eukaryota, Metazoa, Chordata, Actinopteri, Osteoglossiformes, Mormyridae. The record is from RefSeq and is a predicted model, not a curated record. The transcript has 23 exons. Gene Ontology annotation, molecular function: ATPase-coupled intramembrane lipid carrier activity; ATP binding; ATP hydrolysis activity.